UUUACAUGGGACAUAUACUAUUGUUCAACAUGGCGAUUGUAAUGUAAAGGAAAAACUAUUUUUAUCUUAUGUUUGACUGAUACCCCGCUUUCACACAACAUGACAUCGGAGAUGGCGACCAGGGAGGUGAAACUUGGGACGAGGACAGUACAGUUUCCAUCAGGCUAUCUGCAGGAGUUGCAGGAUUGCAAUGAUAAACUCAAUGACGUCGAGGCUCUGCACAAAGAACUUCAUGACAAGGGAUAUCUGUUCAUCCGAGGUCUCCACGAUCGGGGGGAGGUUCUGGCAGCACGACUGGCAGUCCUACAGUACUUGAAGGACCAGGGGGAGGGGAUCCUCCACCCGUCGGAGCCAUUGGAGAAAGGUGUCCUCCAGCAAGGCUGUGGUGUUGGGUGUGUACCCACCAUGGAGGGAGUACCCGGUAUAACCCAUCAAGAUCCUGUCAAAGCCGUCAUUGAAGGUUCGAGACCUUUCAGUUUCUUCAAGAAGUUCUUUGGGAAAGAUGUUGCAACACUGGACUACAAGUGGUUACGUGCCGUGCAUACCGAUGCCUUCACCGGGGUCCAUGUGGACAAUGUGUACAUGAGUCGUGGCUCCAAGUCUCUGCUCACCAUGUGGACGCCAGUCGGAGAUAUCAGUGUAGAGAUGGGUGUCCUGGCCAUGUGUGAGGGAUCAAAUCGACUACCUGGAUUUGAUCACUUCCAAAACACAUAUGGUAAUCUUGAUGCAGAGGAAGCAAGGCUCAAAGGCACCGGUUGGUUUACAACAGACCCUUUUGAAAUAACAGACAAGUUUGGAGGCCAGUGGAAAACCACAGAUUUCAAGGCGGGUGAUGUCAUGAUCUUCGGAAUGAGGACAGCGCACAUGUCUACCUGCAACCUGACUAACCUUGCCCGCAUCAGCUGUGAUACACGAUGGCAGCCAUCUGACGAGCCAACAGACAGCCGCUAUAUGGAGGGCAAGGAUGGUCCCGAGCUUAAGUUUGGUCUCCAUGCGAAGGAUGAGAGCUCCAAUGUCGAGACAACCAUGGAAUCGCUGAGACUCAGAUGGGGGCUUUGAGCAUCUUCAAAGUUUUCCUGUCUGACAGAACAAGAGCCAUAAUAUAUAACUUAAAGCAGGGAGACUGUAUAAAGCUUCUCUGCCUCACUGCGGUAUCAUAUCAUGUUGUGACCAGUUCAGAAAAAAACUUUUAUUACACACAGCUAACUACCACUGUGGGUGAGAUAAAUACUUACUUGUGCCUUGUACGUAGUAUGGGUGAGUAAGUUUAACACUGCUUUUAGCAAUAUCACAGCAGGGGACACCAGAAAAUGGGCUUCACACAUUGUACCCAUGUGGGGAAUCAGCCUGGGUUUUCGGACGAACAGUCUAAACACGAGGCUACCCCCUACAUGCUGCAUGGUAUCUAAAUGGAGGACGUAAGAAGUUAAGAAAUAUAGACAUAUAUACUUCCCAUCAAAAGUUUAGACUCACUUAAAACACUUACUAUAUGUUAUGUAUAUAUAUAUGGUUACAUCGAAGAUUGAUUUCUCCACUAACUUGGGGGAAUCAACUGCAAACCUUAUGCAGAUGUAUUGCACGAGGAUCAUGCAUCAAAUUGCUGAAAAGCAUGAGCAAAUACCAUUCAUGUGAACAGCUUCGUUUUGAUGUAAAGUUUUGUUAAGAAUUCGCCAAUUUUCACUGAAUUUUAGCAUCUAUUGAACUCAUAAUAAUAAUCUUUUCAAUGUUAGGAAUAUGUUUUACAAUACAUCAGUUCAUCUGUAAACAGUACCUUUAAACAGUAGUCAAUAUUUUCCAAAAUUUAGUUUAGAACAGUUGCCUGAAGUAAGUGGCUAUAUUAAUACUAGUGAGUCUAAACUUUUGAUGGGAAGUAUAGAUAUAAUUAGGAAUCACAGGAAUGAGAAUCAGUGGUCAUAACUUGCAUGUAUAACAGCUAGUAAAGGCCUGUAUAACAGCUAGUAAAGGCCUGUUCAUGAUGAUUAAGACACUUGUAGACCAGGAGACCUGACAUCGUUAUUGUUUUAACUUUCUAAGAGACAUCACUCUUCGUUGUUCAUGUCAAUACAGGGCCAUGUUGUAGCACAGUGGCUGACGCAUUGCUUGUCACAACAAAGGACCCAGUUCAAUUCCUCACAUGAGUAAAGUGUGUGAAGACCAUUUCUGUUGUCCCAAUGUUUCAUAUUACCUGUUCUAUCUGUCCAAAUAUGUAAUGUCGUGGCAAUUUCUCAUUCAUCUUGGCUGCAUUUUUACUAUCUAUAGUCAUAGUAUUGUAGUACAAUUAUAGUUGGGUUGCUGGAGGUAUCAACAACUGAGGUGUGGCUGAAAGUGUUUAAUCUCUUCCCAUUGUGAAAUAGUUCAGUAUUUAAAUACCAAUUUUUGUGAUGGUAAUUCAUACUUAGGACACAUUACUUUACAUGCUUAAGACACACUAGAGAAAGGAACUCAAUGACACAAUAUUUUUACAGGUUUUUGUCAUUGUUGGGUAAUAAACAUAUUUUACUGACUUCA
Haliotis rubra (blacklip abalone) is the source of this 2508-nucleotide messenger RNA. RefSeq lists its product as uncharacterized. The record is from RefSeq and is a predicted model, not a curated record. The coding region runs from base 100 to 1059 and encodes 319 amino acids. NCBI's taxonomy places the organism in Eukaryota, Metazoa, Mollusca, Gastropoda, Lepetellida, Haliotidae. The transcript is spliced from 9 exons.